Messenger RNA from Geosmithia morbida, 2775 nucleotides. RefSeq names its product AFG3 family protein. Gene Ontology annotation, biological process: mitochondrial protein processing; protein-containing complex assembly. Lineage: Eukaryota; Fungi; Ascomycota; Sordariomycetes; Hypocreales; Bionectriaceae. Bases 1 to 2775 code for a protein of 924 amino acids. The record is from RefSeq and is a predicted model, not a curated record. Gene Ontology annotation, cellular component: m-AAA complex; membrane. Gene Ontology annotation, molecular function: metalloendopeptidase activity; ATP hydrolysis activity; ATP binding. The transcript is spliced from 2 exons.
AUGUCAAGGUAUCUCAGGCAGUCGAGCCAGCUCGCGCGGCUGGUGCGGACCUCGCAGCCGCACAGGCUGCAGAGGAUCCUGCAGCCAUCGACGCUGCCGCGGUCCACGAUCGCCACCGUCUCCCGCUCGGCUAAGCUGUCGUCCACGUCCCCGAUCCGGAGCAGCACAUCGUGGCGGCCGUACUCGACGAAUCACCGGCCCGACCCCGACGACAACAAGAACGAGGCUUCCGAGAAGGAUGUGAAGAAGUCGGAAGGGGAGGAGGGAGAGAAGAGGAAGAACGACUUCUACAUGCCCCUUCCCGAGAACUGGGUAUACCUUUCCAAGUCGGAGCUGGAGCAGCUCGCGCGCUUUACCGAGGUGCUCCCGCCCGCCCAGCAGGAGAGCAUGCGCAACGUCCUGAAGGACAUCGAGUUCACCGGCGUGCCGAUGGACACGCGGGACAUGCUGCAGAAGAUGCGCGAGGGUUCUGGCCGCCUGUCCAUCAUGGACAAGGGCCGGCUGCUGCGCUCCGUCGUCCACACGGCCUCUCGCGUGGCCGAGUACCAGAUCAAGAGGGACGAGCUAGGCGGCAAGCCCUUCAACGGCUUCCAGAAGAACGACACGCCCGAAGACCACAUGCCCGACCAGUCCAGGGAGACCGGCGAGCGCCGCAGCGCCGAGGAGCGGCAGCGGCAGCAGCAGGAGGGCAGGUCGUCGUCGCAGCAGGAGGGCAGAUCCGAGGCCGACCGCCAGAAGCAGCAGCAGAACCCUCAGCCACCCAGCGGCGGCUGGACGGAGGCGCUCCAGUCCGUCAUCGUGAUCCUCUUCGUGCUCUGGAUGUGGGAGACGUUCAUGGGCGGUUCGAACCAGAAGGAGGUGACGUGGGAGGAGGUGCGGACCAAGCUGCUGGACAAGGGGCUCGUGCAGGAGUUCUCGGUCCAGGGCCCCCUCGUGCGCGUGAUGCUGCACCCCGACGCGCAGCCCCUCAACGGCGCGCCGCCGGGCACGCAGUACGUCUUCACCAUCGGCUCCGUGGAGCUGUUUGCCAAGAACCUGGAGCAGGCGCAGGCCGAGCUCGGCAUCCCGCCGGACCAGCGGAUCCCGGUGCGGUACGACUCGGGCGGCACGACGCUGGGCAGCCUGUUCCUGGCGUUCGGGCCGACGAUCCUGUUCAUCGGACUGAUCCUGUGGACGCAGCGGUCGAUGGGCGGCGGGCGCGCGGGCGGGGGCGGCGGCGUCUUCAACUUUGGCAAGAGCAAGGCCAAGAAGUUCAACGCCGAGAGCGCGGUCAAGGUCAAGUUCUCGGACGUGGCCGGCCUGGAGGAGGCCAAGGUGGAGAUUAUGGAGUUUGUCAGCUUCCUCAAGCACCCUCAGAAGUUUGAGAAGCUGGGGGCCAAGAUCCCGCGGGGCGCCAUCCUGGCCGGGCCGCCGGGGACGGGGAAGACGCUGCUGGCCAAGGCCACGGCGGGCGAGUCGGGCGUGCCCUUCUUCAGCGUCAGCGGGUCCGAGUUCGUCGAGAUGUUCGUCGGCGUGGGGCCGUCGCGCGUGCGUGACCUCUUCGCCGAGGGCCGCAAGAACGCGCCGUGCAUCAUCUUCAUCGACGAGAUCGACGCCAUCGGGCGGGCACGCCAGGAGAGCGGCAAGGGCUUCGGCGGCAACGACGAGCGCGAGGCCACGCUGAACCAGAUCCUGACCGAGAUGGACGGCUUCAACACGCGCGAGCAGGUCGUCGUCCUGGCCGGCACCAACCGCGCGGACGUGCUCGACAAGGCCCUCAUGCGGCCCGGCCGGUUCGACCGGCACAUCUACAUCGACCGCCCCACCAUGAAGGGCCGCAAGGAGAUCUUCUCGGUCUACCUCAAGAAGAUUGUCACCAACGAGGACCAGGAGCACCUGAUCGGUCGUCUGGCCACGCUCACGCCCGGCUUCUCGGGUGCCGACAUCUCGAACGUGGUCAACGAAGCAGCUCUUACUGCGGCUCGUGCCAAUGCGGAUGACGUGAAGAUGAUACACUUUGAGCAGGCCAUCGAGCGGGUGAUUGGCGGACUGGAGCGCAAGUCGCUGGUGCUCAAGCCGGAGGAGAAGAAGACGGUGGCGUACCACGAGGCCGGGCACGCCAUCUGCGGGUGGUUCCUGGAGCACGCGGACCCGCUGCUCAAGGUGUCCAUCAUCCCGCGCGGGCAGGGCGCUCUGGGGUACGCCCAGUACCUCCCCCAGGACGCGUACCUGAUGAACACGAACCAGCUGAUGGACCGGAUGGCCAUGACGAUGGGCGGGCGGGUGUCGGAGGAGCUCCACUUCCCGACGGUGACGACGGGGGCGAGCGACGACUUCCGCAAGGUGUCGGCGAUGGCGCGCAACAUGGUGACGGAGUGGGGCAUGUCGCAGAAGGUGGGGCCGGUUCACUACGAGAACGACCCGAACCGCAUGGUCAAGCCGUUCGCCGAGUCGACGGCGCAGCAGAUCGACCAGGAGGUGCAGCGCAUCGUCGAGGAGGCCUACCAGCGCUGCAAGGACCUGCUCGUGGCCAAGCGGGAGCAGGUCGGGCUCAUAGCCGAGGAGCUCCUGCGCAAGGAGGUGCUCGUGCGGGACGACAUGGUGCGCAUCCUAGGCAAGAGGCCAUUCGAGGAUAACAACGCCGAGUUUGAAAAGUACUUUUCCGGCGGCAAGGAUCAGGCCGAGGGCUCGUCGGGUUCGACACCGCCUCCUCCUCCCCCUCCUCCGGUCGAGGGUACGACCUCUACGGAUGAGCCUACACCUUCUCCAGCUUUCAAGGAGAUGGAGAAGAGGUGA